This is a messenger RNA of Oncorhynchus nerka (sockeye salmon), 873 nucleotides long. RefSeq lists its product as uncharacterized. Lineage: Eukaryota; Metazoa; Chordata; Actinopteri; Salmoniformes; Salmonidae. The coding region runs from base 1 to 873 and encodes 290 amino acids. The record is from RefSeq and is a predicted model, not a curated record. The transcript has a single exon.
AUGGGGACACCCACCAGCCAUGGGGACACCCAGUGUACUAGGAACAGCCAUGGGGACACCCAGUGUACUAGGAACAGCCAUGGGGACACCCAGUGUACUAGGAACAGCCAUGGGGACACCCAGUGUACUAGGAACAGCCAUGGGGACACCCAGUGUACUAGGAACAGCCAUGGGGACACCCAGUGUACUAGGAACAGCCAUGGGGACACCCAAAUGACUGUGGACAGCAAUGGGAACACCCAGAGUACUGUGAACAGCAAUGGGAACACCCAGAGUACUGUGGACAGCAAUGGGAACACCCAGAGUACUGUGGACAGCAAUGGGAACACCCACAGUACUGUGGACAGCAAUGGGAACACCCAGAGGACUGUGGACAGCAAUGGGAACACCCAGUGUACUAGGAACAGCCAUGGGGACACCCAAAAGACUGUGGACAGCAAUGGGAACACCCAGAGUACUGUGAACAGCAAUGGGAACACCCAGAGUACUGUGGACAGCAAUGGGAACACCCACAGUACUGUGGACAGCAAUCGGAACACCCAGAGGACUGUGGACAGCAAUGGGAACACCCAGUGUACUAGGAACAGCCAUGGGGACACCCAAAAGACUGUGGACAGCAAUGGGAACACCCAGAGUACUGUGAACAGCAAUGGGAACACCCAGAGUACUGUGAACAGCAAUGGGAACACCCAGAGUACUGUGAACAGCAAUGGGAACACCCACAGUACUGUGGACAGCAAUGGGAACACCCAGAGUACUGUGAACAGCAAUGGGAACACCCACAGUACUGUGGACAGCAAUGGGGACACCCAAAAGACUGUGGACAGCAAUGGGAACACCCAGAGUACUGUGGACAGCAAUGGGAACACCUAG